Papaver somniferum (opium poppy) is the source of this 597-nucleotide messenger RNA. RefSeq lists its product as uncharacterized. Bases 1 to 597 code for a protein of 198 amino acids. The record is from RefSeq and is a predicted model, not a curated record. The transcript has 2 exons. NCBI's taxonomy places the organism in Eukaryota, Viridiplantae, Streptophyta, Magnoliopsida, Ranunculales, Papaveraceae.
AUGCAUCUAGAAGCGAAUAAACUUGGUCAUACGAUCAAUGGAGGAGAUUGUGCGUCAGACGAACGCGCUAAGGCUGUAGCUUACUUGCACCGUCACCUCUUCCCAGCCAUGAAACAUGAGAAUAACGAAUUGUUAAUCAAAAAUCACGAGUCCCGUCCUUGUGGUUCAGCUCUGGUGCCCGAAGUAAAUAAGGCAUCGUAUUCUGGACAUGGACAUGAUCGUGGACAGAAGCGUAAACGUGGAGGCUAUAGGCAUAGAAAUGCCCAUAACCAUCUGUAUAACAAAAAUACGGAAGCGAAGCAAGAUAAGGGGAAGGGAUCGAUUUCAAAUCCUCAAAAGAAGUCUGAUAAUCCCCCCAAGAAUGGCCAGGGUUGCUACCGAUGUGGUUGUACAGACCAUUGGUAUAGAUCCUGCCGCGCUGAUCUCUGUGAGCCUCACAAGAAAAAGGAAGUAAACGUUGAGAUGAAUUUGGCAGAACGCAAUAUUUUCAUUGAAUCUCCAAAGUUAGAGGUUUCUGACUACCUACUCGAUUUUGAAGGAAAUGAAUACCAGUUUCCGUUUGACCAGUUUGCUGAUGAUUUUUUUAGUGUAGAUUAA